Messenger RNA from Cryptomeria japonica (Japanese cedar), 1185 nucleotides. RefSeq names its product UDP-glycosyltransferase 86A1-like. Bases 1 to 1185 code for a protein of 394 amino acids. The transcript is spliced from 2 exons. NCBI's taxonomy places the organism in Eukaryota, Viridiplantae, Streptophyta, Pinopsida, Cupressales, Cupressaceae. Gene Ontology annotation, molecular function: UDP-glycosyltransferase activity. The record is from RefSeq and is a predicted model, not a curated record.
AUGAGUCUGGGUUCUCUUAUCCGUUCGGCACUUGUGUCCGAUGGAUUGCCUCAAGACUUUGACAGAUCUCUCAAUCCCGUUGAGUUUGAUGAUGCUCUGUUGAAUAAGAUGGAGCCUCACGUAGAGGAAUUGAUGGAGGAUCUGCAACGAAAAGGCCCUCCGAUCUCCUGCAUCAUCACCGACACUUUUUUCGUUUGGGCAGGCCACACGUUUCUUUCUGGACGGAGCCGGUCAUGGUGUUUUCUAUAUAUUAUAACUGGGACCUCCUCGUCAACAACGCCCAUCAUCCCUUCACAAGCAAUGUAUCUGCAAGAGCAAGAUGUAUCAACGCUGUCGCACCAAAUCAUAUACCAAGCGUUUCAAUCUGCCCGCACCGCAGAUUGGAUUAUUUCUAACACAGUGGACGAGCUAGAUAGGCAAACAAUCAAAGAGCUGCAAGCGCAAUCGGGAAUCCCAUUUUCUUCAGUGGGUCCAUUGUUUCAAGACCAUCGUCCCAAGGGCGAGGUGGGGACAAGCAUGUGGGCCGAGUCAGACUGCAGGAGCUGGCUCGACAAAAAGCCCAAACAUUCUGUUCUAUACGCCUCCUUCGGAAGCUUCGCCCAUGUUUCCAAAGCUCAAAUUCAUGAAAUGGCCAUGGGUUUGUUGCAGAGCAAACGGCCCUUCCUUUGGGUGCAUCGUCCUGAUAUAGUCGCCUCAAAUGUGCAAGAUGUAUUGCCAGAAGGUUUUAUGGAAAACAGCAAAGAUCAGGGCUUAGUUGCUCAGUGGGUGUCUCAGCUGGAUGUGUUGUCACAUUCUUCUGUGGUUGGAUUUCUCACCCACUGUGGUUGGAAUUCCAUCAUGGAGAGUCUCUGGUUGGGAGUUCCCAUGCUCGCAUUUCCCCUGCUCACAGACCAGUAUACGAAUUGCAGGCUCAUUGUCAAUGAAUGGGGGGUGGCCAUGAGUCUGGGUCAGGUUUCCAGAAGUUCCAAUAACAUGAGAUCCAUGCUGGUGCCCCGCCAGGAGAUUGCACUCACUGUAGUAGAAUUUAUGAAUAUAGAUGGGCAAGAUGGGAAAAUACUUAGAAAUAAUGUUGGGAGUGUUAUAGAAAUUAUGAAGAGAGCAGUGAUGAAUGGAGGUUCGUCUGAAAACAAUUUGGAGGGUUUUGUAGACUAUUUGAAAGGGAGAGAGCAGAGCCGUUUUCCUUAA